Molecule: messenger RNA, 3801 nt
Organism: Drosophila ananassae
Lineage: Eukaryota; Metazoa; Arthropoda; Insecta; Diptera; Drosophilidae
Gene: NaPi-III
Product: sodium-dependent phosphate transporter 1-B
Exons: 7
Coding region: 1106-3136 (676 amino acids)
Biological process (GO): phosphate ion transmembrane transport
Cellular component (GO): membrane
Molecular function (GO): phosphate transmembrane transporter activity
Source: RefSeq, a predicted model, not a curated record
UAUCGAUGUUACGAUAUACGCAUAUAUCUUUCCGACAUCCCUAGCCGGUGGUUGCGCGCGACUUCGUCCCGCUUAAAUAAAUUCAAUAAAAGAGUUAUUGAUUUGGAAAAGUGUUGCUGUUCAAGUGAGUACCCAGAGCAAUGGACAGUUCCUCUGUUUGGUCUUGAAAAUAAUUACAUGGUGAAUAAUUCUCUACGGUGGAUACAAUUUUGCUACCCCAAACGUCAGUUUGCCAACUCAACAACUCUUAAAUCCUACUCAACAUAACAAGAAACUUAUUAGAAUUAACCAACCAACAACAACCAACACAACUCCACACAACUCAACACUUACUCAGCAACAUCAUCAGAACACCAGACUCGUUUAAUCCCAGAAAGUUAAAAAGGAGCCAUCCAAGGAUUAAACGAAUGCCAGUUCAAGAGUAAACUAUUGAGCCUGUGGAACUUGUCAAAAUUAGUCCAGGAAGUGUCGCGGCAAGGAGAAGGAUUUUUAUCAUUUCGGAAUUUAGAAUUAUAAACAUUUAAUUUUUGGUGUUAAGUGUCCUGUCCAGUCCAGGAUAUAUAUUCGUAUUAUUUAUUGAAUUAUUUAAGACAGGGCUGAUUCUCAGCUUUGAAGCUAAAGAGAGAGGCUAUCGCCCCACAUCCCCAGCCCCGAUCGUAAGGGUUUAAAAAACGCAAGAAAACAUUUCAGGGUAUCCUAGUUAUAUAAGAGUUAUACGCACCUUGUCAGGUCCAAGCGGCGAGUUGUUCCCCAAUUCUCAUUAUGAAAAUAAUGACAAUGAAGUUUAAGCGCAAAUAUGGCUGUUUAGAGAAUAUUUGAAAAGAAUUUCUCACCUAUUAACCAAUUUUUGGAUUUUUGUUUCGACCCCCUCAUUUGUUACGUAGUCUUGUAUUUUAUAAGUUAUCAGCGAUUGUUUUGCAACAAUUCCACCACCAAGUCACUCAGUUACUACCAAGUCACAUCACAGCACACCACCCCCAUCCCAGUUUAGUUUUUUGUAAAAGGAUCGUUCGUGAAGAGUACUUGACUUUUAGUUAGGGCUUGAGGAAGUUAUAAGGGUUUUCGAGACAGAAAGAGUUUAGAGUUACACUUAACAAUUAACAACAUGGAAAGUUUCUCGCCGGAUCUGCUAUGGAUGGUCGUCAUCGGCUUCCUGAUCGCCUUCGUCCUGGCCUUCGGCAUCGGCGCCAACGACGUGGCCAACUCCUUCGGCACUAGUGUUGGCUCAGGAGUCCUUACCAUUCGACAGGCCUGCGUCUUGGCCACCGUUUGCGAGAUAUCCGGUGCCGUUUUAAUUGGCUACAAAGUAUCGGACACCAUGCGCAAGGGCAUCCUGGAGGUGGGACUGUACGAGGGCGCCGAGGACGUCCUGAUGCUGGGCUGCGUGGCUGCCUUGGCCAGCAGCGCUGUUUGGCUUUUGGUCGCCACCUUCAUGAAGCUGCCCAUUUCGGGCACCCACAGCAUUGUUGGCUCUACCAUUGGCUUCUCAUUGGUGGCCCGGGGUGUUCAGGGUCUUAAGUGGUCCACCCUGGGCACCAUCGUGGGCUCGUGGUUCAUCUCGCCAGUGCUGAGCGGUAUAGUGAGCAUCCUCCUCUUCCUGGCCAUCCGCCGGUUCAUCCUUCGCGCCCAAGAGCCCCUAAAGGCCGGAUUCCGUUCGCUGCCCAUCUUCUACGGCGCCACCUUCUUCAUCAACGUGAUCAGCGUAGUGCUGGACGGACCGAAGUUGCUCUACAUGGACAACAUCCCCGCCUGGAUAGCGCUCAGCGCCAGCCUGGGCCUCUCGCUCCUGGUGGCGAUGCUCACGCAGCUGGUGGUGGUGCCCCUGCAACGUCGGAAAAUAGCCAAGCGCCUGCGUGCCGAGAAUCCAGUCAAGUUCAACUUUGAGGACUCUGUGGAGUCCUCUCCGUCGGGAAGCCCCAAGAAGCAGCGGCGUCCUCUGUCGCUGGUCAGCGAGGGCAAGCCCCUGCCCGCCAUCGCCGAGAUCACCGAACUGGUCUCCUUGAGCGACAACUCGCCCAGGGCCUUCAAGCUGGCCCCCUUCGGGCUGGCGGCCAAGAACAACAACGCCCCCGGUGAGGAGUACAAGAUCGACCCGCAGCUGAUCAAGAAGGCCGAAGAUCUGCUCGGCAAGGCCAGCCUGGACAACACCGACCUGACCAUCACCAGUCUGAACUUCAUCGACGAGCAGCAGCAGCAGAACCAACAGCAGCAAAACGGCCGCAAGUUGCAGGAGUGUUUCAAGCGAGUCCAGUCGCCCAAGGAGGAGCCCAAGAACAAACCCAAUGCCAGUGGAUCGGAUGCGGGAGCCGGAAAGGAAACGGGAGCUACUGCCAAAGCCACCAACAACAACUUGCAGGUGGUGGAGAGUGCCGGCAGUCUGGAUUUGAUGAUCAGUUCCACGUUGUCGCCCAACUCCAGCAAGGUGCCGCUGAUUGAGAGCAAGGAGGCGCUGAACGAGCAGGAGGACGAGUUCAAACGGGCGACGGCCGGCGGACGAAGGGCCAGCGGAGGCGAGGAGACUCCCGAGAUUUCCAUGCUCUUCUCCUUCCUCCAGAUCCUGACGGCCACUUUCGGCAGUUUCGCGCACGGCGGCAAUGAUGUGAGCAACGCCAUCGGUCCUCUGAUCGCCCUGUACAUGAUCUAUCGCGAGGGCUCGGUGAUGCAGCAGGCGGAGAGUCCCAUCUAUAUCCUGAUCUAUGGUGGCAUCGGCAUCUCCGUGGGCCUCUGGCUGUGGGGCAGACGCGUUAUCGAGACCAUUGGCAAUGACCUCACCAAAAUCACCUCAUCGACUGGCUUCACUAUUGAAAUCGGAGCGGCCAUUACCGUACUGCUGGCCAGCAAAAUUGGUCUGCCCAUUUCGACAACUCACUGCAAGGUCGGUUCGGUGGUUUUCGUCGGUCAUGUCAGUGCAUCCGGACGGAAGAAGGAUCAGCCCAAGGGCCAGGAUGGAUCGGAAGUGGAGAAGGCGGCCCAUCAGCCGAAUGAAGAGCCCCUGGCUGAUGGCAGUGUCGAUUGGCACUUGUUCCGGAAUAUCGCUUAUGCCUGGAUUGUGACGGUGCCGGUUACGGCGCUACUGAGUGCCGGAAUAAUGUACGUGCUCUGUGCGAUCGCCGUGGAUGACAUGGGACGGAACUAGAUGCUGGCGAUCAAAGCGUGGCAUUCAAUUAUUAAUUGUAACAGCAUAUGCUAAUAAUGUUUCGUAAUUGUACAAGUUGGAAAACACAAAACCUAAGAUUAAACACGCCAGAGAAGACACAAGACAAAGUGGGAGAAUCUUAACCAAAUUACUCGCCUAACUAAAAGCAUUGUACUUAGCUCAUAGAAGUCUCUGAUGCUAACUGAUAUUAAUAUUAUUUAAUAUGUGUACUCCAAGCAUGUCGUGAUUUGAUUCAAUAUUAUAAUACACUGCGAUUUUUUUUCACACCCGAAUGGCAUUUGAAAACCCUUCGUAGACUUAGUCCGAAUCCACUCGAGAUAUUCUUUUUAAAUUUAUAAUUUACACCAAUCCAUAGAACAGAGCAAAACACUUGAAUAAAAUACAAACUAUGUACAACAAACACUUGUUUCAGGUCUUUGAUAACAGUUUCUUUUUAAUCAAAAUGUCAAAACUAAUUGUUUCUUUCAAACUGAUAUUUUUUUCCUUAUAGUUUCCUAUUUUUGUUAAUUUUUUGGUUCCAUAUUCAUAUUCCUACGAAAUCGUGAGCUCUCCAGUCCGAUUUAUUUACAUUCCAUUGAGAGCCAGAUCAUAAAGUAUUUCACUAUGUAGAUAUAUGAGAAAUAAAUACAAAGUUAUGACAUUAA